Messenger RNA from Coregonus sp. 'balchen', 1794 nucleotides. NCBI's taxonomy places the organism in Eukaryota, Metazoa, Chordata, Actinopteri, Salmoniformes, Salmonidae. The record is from the annotation of a GenBank genome assembly.
AUGCAGGUUCGUAAGUAUUUGAUGUCUCCCUUUUGGCCAGCAAUGUUCUCAAUCCUGUUUGUCACAAGUCUUCUUGGCCAAGCCUGCUGUGGUCAAUGCGUGAGUAAUACAAAACCAAUUCUGAAUAUAAUUAUUCAAUAAUAAGCUUUUGUGCUUCACCAAUCUGUCUUUUCAGUUAGACUUAGGAGUUCUACUUUGAGACAAAGCUGAUGUAUUAAAGCAUUGCAGAAUGUACUUUAGUUAAUUAAUCUGCAACUUUAUUCAUAAUGUAAAGAUCUUCAGAAAUGUGUUGGUAAAAUUAAAAAUAUGUAUAUAUAAUAUGUAUUAUUAAUAUAGUAAAUAUAGAAAACAUAUUGCCCAUGUUAUUUUAGCCAUCAAAGACCUGUACUCGUAUUCCUCUGCGGUGGGUCAGGGGGUGGCACCCCAUUUGCUUCCUCCGGUGAGGGACGCAUCACAGCGGUCAGAGUGUGGGAGAACAACAAUGCCUACAUCAAUGGGUGAGCAGACCCUGACCCAUGAACAGACACCACUGACUCAGUCCAACUACACUACCCAACAGACACCACCGAAUCAGUCCAACUACACUACCCAACAGACACACUCUUAAUUUUUUUUCUUUCUUUCUUUCUUUCUUUCUUUCUUUCUUUCUUUCUUUCUUUCUUUCUUUCUUUCUUUCUUUCUUUCUUUCUUUCUUUCUUUCUUUCUUUCUUUCUGUAUUUAUUUAUUGUGUUUAUUACAUAUUCAGUACAUGACAAAACAAUAGUGUUAUCGUAUCUAACCCAGAGUACAAUGGAAAAUGUCAGUCCUUGAUAUUCUCUGACGCUACCUGCUCUCUCGGUCUGAAUGUGCCUUAUCAAAACACAACCAACGUGAAAAGCUUCCUCUGUUUUAGGUUCCAGCUGAGAUACAGCAACACCUGGUCUCCUGUAUUCGGUCGCGAAGUGGGUACAAAGCAGGAGAUGGAGCUUUUUAAGGAUGAGGCCAUCGUCGAGGUGUCUGGGAAGUACAACGCAGGAGACUACAUCUACACCUUGGUGUUCACAACCAACAUGGGGCGCACUCUGGCGGCCGGCCAGCCUAACCAAGUCUCCUUCAACUUCUACCCAGCCAACAUGGGCAAUGAGCUGAGGAUGCUCAGCGGUCGCUUCAACGGUGCCGGGAUCACUUCCAUCGGAGCCCACUGGGGAUUGGUGUACAUGGAAGAGGCUGGAAACAGUACCCCCUCUUAAUUGAAAAAAUGUUUAAGUAUGUCUUUCUCUUUGGGAUGGUUUCCCGGAUACAGAUUAAGCCUAGUGCUGGAUUAGUUACUUUCAAUGGAGAUUCUCCAUUCAGCAUGCUUUUUAGUCCAGGAGUAAACUUAAUCUGGGUCCAGGAAACUGACCCUAUAUGUUUUGGACGGAUGUUUGACAUAGACGCUGACAGGACUGUUUUAAUAUCACGAUCAUAUGGGUGCUUCAUGAGAAUAUAAACUGAAUGAAUUUGAAUGUUUAGAAUAUUUGGGGAGUAUUUCUGUACAGCUUCAAGUGAGGAGAUCCCGUUUGAGUGAGUGGGUCACGGACCACAUGCGUUGUUACUCAACAUUUGAGGUUGUAUUUAUCACAAUAAAUGAAAGAAUCAUAUGGGAUUUAAAGGAUUAAUUAUAUCUUUGAUUAAUUGAACAAUAAAAUAUUAUCGGGAGAUAAUUGCAUUUCAGGGUACUUCACCUUCACUAUUUUAUACACACUGUAUUUUUUUUGUGUGUUCCUUUUCUGCUACAUCUGCUUACGGACAUUUUAAUAAAAAGCAUAUAUUUAA